AUGGCCCUCCUUAACCCGACUUUCAUAUUCGGCAUCUUCGUCUUGCUGUACCUCUCGUCGUUCGUUGUGUUUGCCGUAAUUCGUAUUAUCACCGGCAUCUCGAUCCAGCGCAUUGGCUAUUUCUCGCUCCGGCGGCUAGCCUAUACAGCCCGCGAUGGCGUCCGCUUCGAGAUCAGGGGCCUGGGCCUGAACGUCCACAGGCCGACCUUUGCCCAGCCGACGUGGCUGAGUAUUGUGAUGGACGAGUUUGCGGUUACAAUCAACAUUCAGGAGUUGGAACGGGCCAAAGCAAAGGAGGCGGCACCCGAAGAUGUGGAUUCCGAUUCCGAUGUGGCCGAGCAACUGCCUCGACCGACGACCCCAAAGACGCCAAGGAUACCGAGGCCGGUUCGACGCGAUAUCGAUCCAGACGAGCGGAGCAAGAUGUGGAAGCGGUUGACAAGAGUCAAGGAGCGCAUUAAGAGACUGCAUCGGAAGCUGAAUUGGAUCCGCAUGGUCGAUGUUGUGGCUACCAAUUCGACCGUCAAUAUUACUGGCGUGGGGAACCUACAGAUGGGGAGCCUCACCAUUGCCGUGGACACUCGGCGGAAGAUGGUCGAUCGUGCUCGCUUCUUCCUGCAGGCGGGCUCGCAGAGGCAGCCCCAGAACCGGCAAGCCGAGUGGAUAAUGACCCUUCGGAGCGUGCUGUUCACCGCGGAGGGCGGAGAGGCAACAGAGGUUCUGGAUACCGCAACGUUGAACAUUCACGGUUACCUGUACGAAGCUCUCGACGGUCUCCGCGACACUGCGGUAGCGCUGAAACUCGGUCGUCUCCACAUCCCCUACGACGAUGUUCGGCACGGCUUGGCGCAAUACAAGAAGAUUAGGUCUACGGGUGACGAGGCGUUUGCCCGGGCUGAACCCGUCGAUGUGGUUGUCGAUCGUGUCAUUCAGGAGCUCGAUGUUCCCGGUAGCACCAACCACGAGCUGAUGCAGACGGUCUCCGACUCGAAAGAGCUGGUGAGCUCCGUCUUGAAGGGGAUCAGAGAGGUCCAGUUUGCCGUCAGCUUCAUUGGGCUCACCAAGAAGAUCGACGCUGUCAAGCCUGGAGGGAACCCAAUCAUACUCACUGCGUCCAUGAAGGAAGUGGGCAUCGACCUUCACCGACUGGAUCCCAAGUCUGCUGCUCACAGGAUGUACUUCCCUUCCAAGGACAUCGCCCACGAGGCCUUGGCUGCUGCGCUCUCAAUCUCCGUCGGACUUGAUGAUGGGCACGGCAAACCGGAACGCAUUAUGUACAUCCCCAUGGCCACCACGACUGCCAGGACUACACUUCCCUCCAAGACAGUCGAGCUAGCCGAUGAUGGCACCGCCGAGCAACGGAACGCCAACAUUCUCUUUGCCAACUCUGUCGUGACUUCUCCGUCUGUCGACCUUGAUCCUCGACAUCUCCCUCUUCUUCUGGCGAUGCUUCAACGGAAACCAAAACCCCACAAGACGCCCCAGCAGCAACGCCACAUGCUCAUCUCACGAUUGCUCCCCAAAGCAACCUACAAAUUCUCCAUGCAUGAGCCCGUCUUGAGGAUAGCACUUCCACCGGUACAGAAGUCGGCGGAUCCCGACGAAUUUGACCUAAUCAUAUCAUCCAUAUCAUCCGUCUCUCUAGACAUGGAGUCAUUCCACUCGACCGUGGAAGAGCUCCAUUACUCUCUUGCUGCCACGAUGAGAGUCCAGACACACAACCUGUAUUACCAGACCUCUGCUGGCAGCAGAUUUGACCUCCUCGAAACCGAGACAUUCGACUUGAAGGUGCAGCUGAACGCAUCACCAAACGUCCACGUCGUUGUCACCGGGAAUCUCGAGACAUUCACCCUGAAAAUGGUCAGGGAGGAGAUUCGGGACGGCUUACGCCAGAUCGUUCGCCAGCUGAGGCUCAAUGUUGAGCCAGACAAACGCGCCGUAUCAAAGACCUCGACGCAUUCUAACUUCUUGCGCGCAUUACCCACCUGGCUAUUGCAUUUCCAGCUGCAAUGCUCAGACUGUAGCAUCGAAGUUGCGGGCGUGGACAAGAGCAUCUCGGAAGACUCUAGAGGUGUUGCCAUUCAGCUAGACUCGUGGUCUGUCGAGUACCGCGCCCAGAGACUGAAUGGCCUACAAAGGCGACCCUCUCGACGGAGAGCCAGCAGUCGCGGCAUGAUGUCGCCGGAGAACGAGAUGUUGAGGGCUGUCCCGGCAUCCCCCAGGAAGAAGUACCACCAUGACGGUGACGGCCGCCGCAUUUCCCUGCAUGCCCGCGGCUUCGAGGUUUUUAUGGUCGAGUCGGCAGAGAAGUGGGAGUUUGAGCCAUUCAUAAACAUCCCUAAGUUUGAGGUCGCCCUGUCCACCCUGAGCGAUCACCAGGGCCCCGUCUUCCAUAUCCAUUCCCACAUCAGGACCUUUCUCUUCCACUACUCGCUCUACCGUCACUAUGCCAUGGGGGUGGCCGUGUCGAAUCUCCGGAAAGCAUUCAUGAGGACAAGCAAGCCCACCGCCGAGCCGAGGACACCACCAAUGUCGCCUCAGAGGCGGGUAAUUGGUCAUCUUUCGCCGCCCCCGGCCGGGAUGUCUUCUGAUUUCAGCCUGGAUGCUGAGUCUUGGAAGACCAUGCCUGAGCUUGUCGCUAUUGACUUCAAAGUCACACUCAUCCAGGUCAAGGCCGACUUACCUUCAGAUCCCCCCUUGAUGCUCCACGUUUACGGCUUGGAGGCUGGCCGCCACCGAUGGUCAGCCCCGUUCCUCCAAGCGAAGCUCAUUCGGCUAUUCGCUGAAGCGCCUAGGAUGCGUCGAGUAUGGGCUCGGGUUCUAAGCGUCAAGAAUGUUCGAGCCGACUACCGUGAAUCGCGGCACAAACUCUCGGGCGGGGGCCUACGUGAAGACCGGAUGGUUGACGUCGUUUCGGAGAACGUCCGCUUGGCGGUCCCUCACGAGAUGGUCAUCUACAAGAUUACAGACAACUUUGUCAACACCUUCAAGUCCGUCCUUCAGCUGCACCACAGGUUCAAGACGGGCACAGACGAGUACAUUCUCGAAAAGGGACCCGAAGGUCCCAAAAAGGUGCCAAAGGUCUCCAUCAGAGCAAAAAGCUUCCUAUUCGAGCUCGAAGACGGUGCGUUUGAAUGGAAGCUCGGGGUUAUUUACCGUGCCGGCGUGGUUGAGAUGAUGCAACGCCAGGCGCGCGAGGAGGCGUUCCGUGUCAAAGUCAAGAAGAUCCACGAACAAGAGUCUAAGAAGGGUUUGUCCAAGUUGCGAGCUAGGUCAGCGGCUCCCCAGGACGAGGUCCCCGCGCCUGAUAGCUCCCAUACCCGAACCCGCAGCGCCGAUGGUCGGCGUCGCUCACUCAGUGACGGGCAUAUGCGUGGUCGGGCACCAAGAUAUGACCCAGAAAACGGCUCCCACGCAAUAAGCGGAAAAGCCCGCAUCUCUAUCGCCGAUGCAAGGCACAAGUUGAGCAUGCACAACGCCAAGAGCUGGAAGCAGCGUAUCGACCAGCAGUACGACCUCGCGAGGAAUGUGGCAAAGGACGUGCGCUCUAGCUUCUGGGGAGUCAACGAAAUCCCCGACGACCUGGAGGACAGCGAGAAGAUAUUAGAGGUGCCGCAACGACCGGCGCUCAUGGCGGCUCUCAUCGACGAUCUACACAUCGUCAUAGAUAAGCCAUCAUUCCCAAUGAAAGAGCUCCCGGAAUUCCUGCACAAGGUUGGGAAGGGUAUGCCGAAGGACAUGAGGAUAUCGCUUCUUGAUUAUCCUCUGCCUUUCGUACAUGUGCCAGCAACCAAAUCCGGCCAAUCUGUUCGCCUCCCAGCUCUGGCUAUGUCAACGGAUUUCGUGAUCGCAGAGGAGUAUCGCGGUCCAGGGUCAACUAGGAAGAUCCGAGUCCCCAUCGUGCCGCCACACGGCCUCGACCCAGCGUCCCCCAACGAAGGGGGCUUUUGGGUGGAUGUGCGGAGAACAAUCGGGCCAGUCAAGACUUUCUCAGACAUGAGUGUUGAUAUACACACUGCCAACCCAACCCGGAUCACCUGGGGACCGUCGUACCAACCCGCGAUCCAAGACAUGAUGAUGGCCAUCGAGUCCAUGACGAAACCGCAGCUCGACCCUUCUGACAAGGUCGGGUUCUGGGACAAGAUUCGUCUCAACUUCCAUUCCCGGAUCAGAGUGGCCUGGCGCGGUGAUGGCGACGUGCACCUGGCGCUGAAGGGCAGCAGAGACCCAUAUCAAGUCACGGGCAACGGCGCGGGCUUCCUCAUGUGCUUCCGGAACGAUGUGAGAUGGAGCAUUAAUAGCGUUGACGACCCCAAGCGCUUCAUGACCGUCGACAGCGGUGAGUAUGUCCUGGCCGUCCCGGACUAUAGCCACCAGGUUCGCGAGGCGCGCCGCCAACACGGCGAGGACGAGAGCAUUAGCAGCGGCUCCAGCUUGAAAUCCGGCGCCACCUUCAAGAAGGUCGUCAUGAAACUGUCCGGAAAGGUGCAGUGGCUUGCCGGCCUUGUGUUCGAACGGGCGAUCGAGCAGGGAAACAGGAGUUUCGAGUCCAAGCCACACUACGAGGUCGUUCUCAAGUCCCCGCAUGAAGCCAAAGCACAAAAUGGUCUUCCUUACGACGCCUUCCGUGGGUUUCGCAGCCAACAUAUCCAUCUCUCCGUCGCCAUUCGUGCCCCAGUUGAUCGGGAAUGGUCUGGGUCGGUCGUCGAGCCUUCACGCAGCUACAACACUGUCCAUCUCACACCCCGUUUCUUCACUCACUUCUUUGCUUGGUGGUCCCUGUUCUCGGGGCCGUUAUCCCUCCCGAUCCGACAGGGCUCGUUAUGGCCCGGCAGGGAAAAGAGCAGUAAAAAGUUUGGUAGACAUCUUGCCACCAUCAAAUACAACAUUCUGCUAGCGCCACUGUUUGUGAGCCACAUCUACAAGCACAAGGACGCCGAGGAUUACACGGAGAACGCCGUUUCGGCGACCGGAAUCAAAGUCCGGCUCGACAGCUUCAUGCUCGACUUACACCAGCGGCGAGAGGAAUUCAGCACCAGGGAUCGCGGUCGUGGGACACAAACCAGGACGACUGGCAUGAAGAUUCACGCCGGCCAACUCGAUGUGGUCUCAGCGGACGUUCGUGCUGUCUCGGCUAGCAUUCGGGGCACCACGGCGGAUGCCAUGAUGAGGAACUCUCUCUCAACUUUCAUCACAGACCAAGAGGGGGAUGGCACUGAUCUUUCUCGCUUCACAAUCCCCGACAACGAUUUGACGUGGAUCGACAUGGACGACUUCGUAGAACUGGACUGGAUCUUGCCGACCGAACCCAAUCCCGACACCAAGAUCUUGCCGCUUGCUUUUGCGCCCCGUGUCACCUACUUCCGACAGACGGACAUCAACGGCACGAUUGCCGGAGACCCAGACAGAACGAGUCCCUUCGGCAAGGAGCCUACCCACUUCUGCAACAUGAGCCAGGACGACGACCCUAGAACGGUACAAUGCCAGCUCAUUCGUCGGCGGUUGGAGCAGCUGGACGAGCAGAUCGAAACACAUCAGCGUAACCUAGGAGAGAUUGAACUUCGUCUCAUCCGAGGCGACCCUGAUGACGCGGACCUUGAUGCUGAAUUCCAGAUGUUAAACCGGCAUUCGGGGGUGCUUGCUGGAAAGAGAAUGUUCCUUCAAGGCAUGCUGGCGGAGAUGACGCCCAAUUCUUCUUCGAGCAAUGCGAGCCAAGAGUCUACAAGCCCAAAGGAGUUUCUCGAGGCUACGCAGAGCCUGCAGGGAACCAUGUCAACUCCUGCUGCCGCCGAAUUUGCGAGCGACUUCAAGAACAGAUUCGUGGUCCACAACAUGCAGCUGAAAUGGAACAACACCCUGAGGAACAUCAUCCUUCGCUACAGCCAUCAAGUUGGGCAACGUCGCGGUUUCGUCUACUACCUCUCUCGCCCUGCUGUUAAGUUCAUCUUGGAUCUCGUGGAAGAACAGAGCAAAUCUAAAAUGGGCAAAAGCACACCAACGCCCGUUCCAGGGAGCACGCCUGACACGAAUGGCCCCGAUCGUGACAUCGCAAAAGACCUAGAGGACCGAAUCCGCAGGAUCUUGCAGGAGAACAAAAAGUUCAUGGGCCCAGACAACGCCGAUGGCGCACACCCAACAAUGUCUGAUCUUUCUAGCGGAAUUGCGGAUGAGUUCACAACCCAAAACAGCUACCAUGUCCGCUUGAUCGCGCCCCAGAUCCAGCUGCAGAGCGACAAAAACAAGAAGCACGUGGUUCUCACGGCAUCUAAAGGCAUGGAGCUCAAGGUGGUCGACGUACUCGACAAGAGCAGGCUAUCCGACACUGUCAGCGGCCUUGUGCAACGCCGCUUUCUCGUCAACAUGGAUAGCACACAGUUUUUUGUGACCCAUCAAAAGUGGUUCUCGACGCAGCUCGUAUCCAUGUACUCGGGCAAUACCUAUGGUACACCGGCCGGUUCAUCAUGGCCGCCGUGGGUCCCUAUGGAGGUCAUGUUUGACUUCCAAUCAGACCCCUUUGGAUUCAAGCGCGUUGUUCAGAAAACGUCGGCCAUGCUCCGCUACGACAAGUUCAACACGCUCCGUCUCAAAUACCAUGACGAGGUCAACACUAGCGAGGGCCAGGAUCCGACUGAGCAAGAUAACACCGAGAGCAGGACAGACAAUGUCUGGGUCGAGUUCCCGCAAGCUCACGCUCUUUGCAACUCUUCCCAGUAUUAUGCAAUCUACGUCAUCGUACUGGAUCUCCUCAUGUACAGCGAGCCGCUAGAGAAGACGCGAAACGAGAGGCUCGAGAAGAUCAUGCUGGCUUCAGACUUCAGCGACUUGAGGGGAGUUCCGGAGAUGGUCAUCAAACUUCAGGAGCGCGUCCGGCAACUGGAGGAGAUCAAAACGCACUUCCAGAUUCACUCGAAACAGCUAGACAAGAAGGGGUGGAAGGACCGGUUGGUGCUGGAGCGAGACCUGGCAGCGUGCGAGGACGAGCUGUUCUUCAUGAUGGAAGCCAUCACCUCGUCACAGCAGAAAUUUGACAACAACACCACCAGCAGUGCGUUGCUGAAGUGGAGUAUCAUGGCUAAGGAGAUUGUCUGGCAGCUCGUCCGUGACAACAAUGAACCCCUCGUCGAGCUGCAGCUCAAGGAUGUCGAGUACGAUCGGAUCGACAACUCGGACGGGUCGCAUAUCAAUCUGAUCCAAGUGGGCAAAAUCCUCGGCCUCAACCUGCUCCCAGAGGCCAUCUAUCCAUCCAUGGUCGCACCAUACUUCGAGGGAAGCCGGGCCCUUGCCGAUCCAGACUCUCAGCCCAUGAUCCGGGUGUACUGGAACAUGCUGGAGGCCAUCGCGGGCAUUCCAGUGAUGGACCAUUUUGAAGUCACACUUUUCCCCCUGAAAAUCCAGCUCGAGCAUGAUAUUGGGAAGAAGCUCUUCGAAUACAUAUUCCCAGGCACUGAUGGGGGGAGUACCUCCAGCGGCAAGAAUGAUUCGCCGUUCAUGAUCAAGCAGUCUGCUACCGAUGACGAGGAUGACGAAAUGGAUGCCGAGCCGUUGAUCGACCGCCUUGGGGUACCCGACAAGGACCAAGAUGGAUCGCCAUUCACGACGCGGGCUGGCUCUCUUGAAAUCCGGUUGCGGCCGACUCUCACCUCGGACCCAGACGAAGCGUCUCUCAAGCACAAGGCGCUCAGCAUCCACUCAGGGGAGGGUACUUCGUUUCGGCUCUUCCGGUCGGGAACUGGGCUCAAAACAAUCAACAAAAAGCGGUCAUACGACUCGCUACGUAUUAGCACCCCACGCCCCAGCGUCGGCAGGACAGGGACCGGCUUUUCUACGAAGGACGGCGCUUCGAUCAACGGCGACUCCAGGAAGGGCUCUCGCUUCAUGCUGCGUCACAAGUCUAGCGAUGGCGACAAAGCCAAACAAUCCGACGACCUGUCCAAGAUGAUGGACCGUGCCUCCAACUACAUGACAUUUGCCUACAUCAAGAUGCCCUCGGUCGUUCUCUGCCUCAGCUACAAGGGCAAGGGCGAGCGUAACUUUGAGGACGUGCACGACUUCGUCUUCCGGCUCCCGACCAUCGAGUACCGCAACAAGACGUGGUCCAACCUCGAUCUCGCGCUGGCGCUCAAGAGCCGCGUCAUCAAGGCGCUCAUCAGCCACACGGGCGCCAUCAUCGGCAACAAAUUCUCCCGCCAUCGCCCCAACACGGCGCAGCAGUCCAAGCUGCGCGAGCUCGCCACCACCUCAGUCCUAUUGGCCACGCCGACGACAUCCGAGUCGCGCGACAACAGCGGCGAUGAUUCGUCCUCGUUGUACGGGAACUCGCCUGUCGAUUUCUCCCGUUCUCCGCCCAGGUCGAUUCGCAGGUCGCAGACAUCCAUUCCCAUCCCGACGUCGACUAGCCGCAGCUCGAGUGUCGCGUCGUCGAUGCGUUCGCAUAUCUCGGGGAUGAAUAACAGCAACGGCAACCAAAGCUAUGCCAAGAGCCAGGGUCAGGGCCAAGGUCAAGGCCAAAACCAGGCCUCGGGAACGGUGCCCAGUUUCGUGAUGGCGCCGGCCACGCCGUCUACUACACUAUCGCCCGACACGCAGAGUCUAAGCGGGAAGUCUGGGUUCAGCAGCCUGCUCAGGCCGGCGUCGAGCGGCUGGUCCAGACCGUUUGGCGGCGGUGACAGGGGCAGUGGGCAGCAAGGGAGCGGCAGUAUUAGCAGACCUAGCAGCAGCAGCGGGCUGACUACUGCCUCGGGGUCGGCCUCGUCGCCGAGACGGUCGAAUGCGACGAAUCCCGAGGAGAAAGAGAGCCCGGAGAGGAGACGGACGGGUGGUAUUGGAGGAGGUGGCGGGGGGUUCAGGGAUAGGAUUCAGGCUUUGGCUAAUCGGUUGAAGGAGAGGGAGAACACGGUGGUGCAGGCCCCGAGUGGUGGGGAAGGGGCUGGGGAAGAUGGGGAGGAGGAGAAUGGACUGAGAAAUAGAGGAAAUACGGCUAACAGAUUUCCCGUUGCAGAGCUACCAUUAACCGAUAAGCUGGUCGACCGCCAGCGAGAUGCCCUCUUCAACUACUCGGCAGCCUCCCAAACCGAAGCCAGCGCCGCGCGGCCGUGGGCUAAAGACCCUACAUACUUCAAGACCGUUCGCGUAUCACCGACGGCGCUCGUCAAGAUGGUCAUGCAUGCCCGGUCGGGGGGUGCCCUCGAAAUCAUGGGCAUCAUGCAGGGGUAUGUGGAUGGGACGGCGCUGGUAGUGACAGACGCCUUCCGGCUGCCGGUCGAGGGCACCGAGACACGAGUCAACGCCCAGAGCGACGCCGACGAGUACCUCGUCGAGUACCUCUCGCUGUGCCGCGACGAGUCCCGCCAGGAAAACGUCAUCGGCUGGUACCACUCACACCCGGGCUACGGCUGCUGGCUAUCAGGCAUCGACGUCGCCACCCAGCAGCUACAGCAGCUACAAGGCCCCAUGGUCGCCAUCGUCAUCGACCCGGACCGCACCAUCUCCGCAAAUCAAGUCGAGAUUGGCGCCUUCCGCACCUACCCGGAGGACUACACCCCACCAACCACCACCACCACCACCGCCCCCUCCUCCCUAAGCAGCGGCGGCGGGCAAUCCGUGCCGCUCGUCAAAGCGGACGACUUCGGCGCGCACGCGAGCAAGUACUACCCGCUGGAGGUGGAGCACUACAAGAGCACGCUGGACGGCAAGCUGCUGGAGCUGCUGUGGAACAAGUACUGGGUGCAGACGCUGGCGCAGAACCCGCUGCUGACCAACCGCGACUACGCCAGCAGCCAGAUGGCCGACGUCGCCCAGCGCGUGCGCGAGACCGCCCUCGCCGUGUCCAGGGCCGGUAAGGGCGCCGCUGCCAUGGCUGCGUACGGUGGGGGGCGGGGUGCGGAUUAUGGAGUUGGGGAGGGUGUUGUUGGGCCGAGUGGGAGUGGUAUUGGUAUUGGUGGUGGUGGCGGUGGUGGGAGUAGCAGCAGGGCGGUUGAUAGGGCGGGCGCCGGCGGGAAGGGUGGUGAUGGGGCGGUGGAGAAACUCGUAAGGGAUAUUGGGCAGAUUGCGGCUAAGGAGAGGGCGGGCCUGGCCGCGGCGGAGGUUAAGGCGCAGAUAUUUGGGGGUGGGAAUGUGUGA
This is a messenger RNA of Chaetomium globosum CBS 148.51, 10119 nucleotides long. RefSeq lists its product as uncharacterized. Lineage: Eukaryota; Fungi; Ascomycota; Sordariomycetes; Sordariales; Chaetomiaceae. Gene Ontology annotation, molecular function: metallopeptidase activity; protein binding. The record is from RefSeq and is a predicted model, not a curated record. The transcript has 3 exons. Bases 1 to 10119 code for a protein of 3372 amino acids.